Ictalurus furcatus (blue catfish) is the source of this 1214-nucleotide messenger RNA. RefSeq names its product theg spermatid protein (gene spmap2). The transcript is spliced from 10 exons. The coding region runs from base 351 to 1091 and encodes 246 amino acids. Gene Ontology annotation, biological process: spermatogenesis. Lineage: Eukaryota; Metazoa; Chordata; Actinopteri; Siluriformes; Ictaluridae. The record is from RefSeq and is a predicted model, not a curated record.
CAAACUAUCCACUGCCAGGGUUUCCCCUCCAUUUCUAUUACUGAUCAGAUGAAAUGACCAAACUCGGGAGACAAGAAGUCAGAGUACUUAGACACCAUAACCAACAAUACAGACGAGCUGAAGGCCGCUAUCAAAGCAACCUGGGCUUCCAGAACACCUCAGCAGUGCAACAGGCUGAUUGCCUCCAUGCCACACCGCAUUGAUGCAGUAAUUCGUGCAAAAGGAGCUCCGACCGAGUACUGAUGCUGUAAUGAGAGUGCAUGUAGUUUGUAACAGUCCUCUCGUAUGCUCCUAUACCUGAUCAGAUCAUCCAUCUUUAAUAAAACCACAAGUACACCUCUGGCUGUUCAAUGGCAACACGAAUUGAGCGUCUCGCCCGGCCUAAUCCCAACCUACUUAAAUUCCCUGACAGGCGCUCCGUAUACUGGUUGGAUGAGCUUCCAGCAAAAUCAGAGCGGCCCACUACUGUCUUUGAGCUCACAUCACGUUGGUCCCAGCCGUCAGAGAGGAAAAAGAUUAGUACUCACUAUGAAGACAACAGAGAGUCUCCCGAGUGGAAGGUGGGCGCAGCCACGUUAAAGGCUAGUCCCUCUGAAAGAGUGUGUUCACUCGCUCGACCCCGUCAGCCUGCAGUCGGCUGGCAGCCUGAUCGCCCCCUAUUGACCACAUAUGGUAUGGGAGUGAGAACUAUAGCUAAAGCCAGUCCCCGGAUCUGCCAGUUGGCUCAACCAAAAAAGUCAAGAAUGCCAUUGACUCCAGCAUUCAACAGCACUAAUAGCUGUUUGACACUUCUCCCACAAGCCAAGCCUUCUUCUCAUAUACACCUCCUGGCCAUUCCUAAAAAGGAGCAUCCUCAUUAUCGUCCAAACCAACCUGUGUCAUCGCACGUGCCAAGGUCCGUCCUGGAAGCUGUAGCCAGUGAGAGGCUGCAGGUGCUGGCCAUACCAAAGCCCCGCAAAACUCUUUUUGAGGGAUUCGAUCCCUAUAAAGUGAGCUUGGCUGCUCGUGUUGCUACUGCAUCCCCAAGAAUACAGGAACUGUCACAACCCCCAGCACGCAGGUGCAGGACAACAUCAGCCCAAGAUGAAUAAAGCAUAAACAUGUGUGAAAUAUCUAUGCAAUAAAUGUAUUAGCCGACAUUAGUUCUCUCUGUCAUGUUAAUCAAUGUCAAAGCAGUUAUUAUUAAAAGAACAAUAAAUGUAUGAAAUGUCUCC